Messenger RNA from Striga hermonthica, 1572 nucleotides. The record is from the annotation of a GenBank genome assembly. NCBI's taxonomy places the organism in Eukaryota, Viridiplantae, Streptophyta, Magnoliopsida, Lamiales, Orobanchaceae.
AUGACUGUGGAGAAAAUGAAGAGUGAAGGUGAAAACUGUGAGAGUUUUCCAGUGGGGAUGCGUGUUCUUGCUGUUGAUGAUGACCCAAUUUGUCUGAAGCUUUUGGACACUCUACUUAGGAAAUGCCAGUACCAUGUUACUACAACGAGUCAAGCGAGAAUGGCCUUGAAGAUGUUGAGGGAAAACAAAGCUAAAUUUGACUUGGUUAUCAGUGAUGUCCAUAUGCCUGACAUGGAUGGCUUUAAGCUGCUUGAACAAGUUGGCCUCGAAAUGGAUCUGCCCGUCAUCAUGUUAUCUGCGAAUAGUGACCCCAAACUUGUGAUGAAAGGUGUCACUCACGGUGCUUGUGAUUACUUGGUUAAACCCGUACGGAUUGAGGAGCUGAGAAAUAUAUGGCAGCAUGUGAUAAGAAGAAAGAAGUUUGUGUCCAAGAAUGAGAAUAAUCCGGCUGAUCAAUCCAAACCUAAUCAAGCGAGUGGCGAAGGACAAGGUGGGACUAUCCCGGAUAACGGUGAUCAGAAUGGGAAAACGAAUAUUAGAAAGAGGAAAGACGAUGAAAAUGUGAGCGAAGAUGGGAAUGAAAAUGAAGACCCUGCAACUCAAAAGAAGCCUCGUGUUGUCUGGUCCAUUGAGCUCCACCGGAAGUUUGUAGCGGCCGUGAACCAGUUGGGCAUUGAAAAGGCUGUUCCGAAAAGGAUUCUUGACUUGAUGAAUGUGAAUGGGCUUACCCGAGAAAACGUUGCUAGCCAUCUGCAGAAAUAUAGGUUGUACCUCAAACGAAUAAGCUCGGUCGCGACUCAGCAAGCCAACAUGGCGGCUGCAUUCGGAGUAAAGGACUCGCCUUUCAUCCGCAUGGGCCCGUUUGGUGGCCUCCCAAACGCGGCCUUCACACACUACGCACCCGGGGGAAUGCUCGGCCGGCUAAGCGCACCCACCAACAUGAACCUAAUACGCAACAUCUCUCCAUCUGCAUUCAUCCCGCCGAAUUCCCUCAACGCCCUUGGGAAAAUGCCGAACCCGAACAUGAACCCGAACCUGUUUCCAGGGAUCCAGCUGUCUUUAGAACUCGACUCGAACAAGCAAGGAGCUGUAGGUGGGCCCAGCAAUGUAGUGAAUGGAAAUUUCCAGCAAACGUUGAGUAAUGGGCCUUUUGGGCCCGACUCGUUUGGUGUCAACAGCAUUGAAACAUCCUCUGUGAUGCAGCCGAAUAACUCGUUAAUUUCCGGGCAGCCAUUUAAUUUGGCUAUAAAUAGCACGAGGGACGGUAGUUUUUCAGGCGAGCCUAAUUAUGUGUCGAGCCACUCUAUUGACAUGUCGUCGUCUGGGCCUGGGAAUGGGAUGGCUUUGUCUUUGGAUGAUUUGGGUGGUGAACAGGGGCAAAAUGGUCACAGUUCAAAAGUUGGUUACGGUUCUUUGAACGGCGAGAAGUCGCAGCAAGGAGGGUUCGGAGGUCGCGGUUAUGAUCCGUUGGAUGAUAUGGUGAAUGCUAUGAUCAAAAGGGAACACGAUGAAAAGGAUCUGAACUGCGAUUUCGGGUUAGAUUGUUAUUCAUUCGGGCAAGGAGGUGUAUGA